CGAACAAUCAAUGUAAAUGUUCCCCCUCUCCCAGCGGGCGCAGCGCCGCCUCCUCCUGCUCUUCGCCGCCGUCCUCCUUGGCCAUUUCUACUUCGCCUAUACGCACUAUUAUGGACGACCCCACCACUAUUCAACCGAUCCCAAUUCAGGCCCCUCGUACUCUAUCAAUGGCCGGAUCCCGGCCGACUGCCCACCUCUCCCGGGCCUGGAGAAUAUCGUGCUCGUGCUCAAGACCGGGGUCACCGAGUCCCAAACCAAACUGCCGAUCCACCGCAAUACGACUCUCCGCUGCGUACCCAACUAUAUUGUCUGGAGCGACUACGACGAGGAAGUCGCCGAUAUCCCCGUUCAUGAUGUCCUCUAUAACGAAUCGUCGGCGUUACAUAAUCUCCCCGAUUUCAACCUCUAUAUGCGCGUGCAGGAGCAGGGCCGCCAGGCGCUCACGCAGACUGACCUGAGCGGGAUCAGGGAAGAGUCCACGGCGUUUGGGAAGAGUAAUCCCGGCUGGAAACUGGAUAAGUGGAAAUUCGUUCCGAUGAUCUCUCAUACGCUGCGAGUCUUCCACCAGCCCGAGGCCCGCUGGUAUAUCUUCAUGGAAGCAGAUACCUAUAUCCUGCUCCCGUCGCUGCUGUCGUGGCUGUCGACCCUCGAUCCUAACCAGCCCUGGUACCUGGGGAACCAAAUGCAGAUCCGCGAUAUUCUCUUUGCGCACGGUGGAUCCGGGUUCAUCCUCUCAAGGCCUGCCAUCGAGGCCGCCAAUAAUAUUAUCCUCGAUAAGCGGGGGUACUGGGAUGCCAUCACUCAGAGCGAAUGGGCUGGCGACUGUGUUCUCGGCAUCCUCCUUGGCCAGGCCGGUGUGGAACUCACCUGGUCAUGGCCGCUGCUGCAACUUUCCCCGCCGAAGGAGAUUGAGUUCUUUGGGCUGAACUACGGUCGCAGGAUGUGGUGUUUUCCGGCCGUGAGUUUUCACCACCUUGACCCCAGCGAGAUCAAGGACCUGGUACGCGCCGAGCGGGGGAUUGCCGGCCGGAAGGGCGUUGUGGAGCCAGUGCUCUGGCGGGAUAUCUUUUAUACGCUGGCGCGUCCGGAGAUGGUCUCAGAAGAUGCUGAUGGGAUACGAAGGGGGUGGGAUAAUGGGGCAGCCGAGGAGAAGGGGAAAGUGGAUUCCGCAGAGGCGUGCAAGAAGCUCUGUGAGAGCGACAGGUUUUGUCUACGGUUUGUGAGGAGAGCGGAUGGCGUCUGCGCGUUUGGACGUGAUGCAAGGAUCGGCGAGGAGAAGAUGGGUGCGGAGAGCGGCUGGAUGACGCACAGGAUUGAUAGGGUGGCCAGAAUGCUGGGCACUUGUCCGGGAGUGGAAUGGGGGUAG
Aspergillus nidulans FGSC A4 is the source of this 1366-nucleotide messenger RNA. RefSeq lists its product as uncharacterized. The transcript has a single exon. NCBI's taxonomy places the organism in Eukaryota, Fungi, Ascomycota, Eurotiomycetes, Eurotiales, Aspergillaceae. Gene Ontology annotation, molecular function: glycosyltransferase activity; N-acetylgalactosaminide beta-1,3-galactosyltransferase activity. Gene Ontology annotation, cellular component: membrane. The record is from RefSeq and is a predicted model, not a curated record. The coding region runs from base 17 to 1366 and encodes 449 amino acids.